Centruroides sculpturatus (bark scorpion) is the source of this 1763-nucleotide messenger RNA. RefSeq lists its product as uncharacterized. Gene Ontology annotation, cellular component: neuron projection. The record is from RefSeq and is a predicted model, not a curated record. Lineage: Eukaryota; Metazoa; Arthropoda; Arachnida; Scorpiones; Buthidae. The coding region runs from base 483 to 992 and encodes 169 amino acids. The transcript is spliced from 5 exons.
AAUAUUUUUCUAUACAUAUCGAAAUAAUCUUCAAAAAAUUGUAUGGUAAAUAGAACCUGUGUGGAAGGGAAGAUUGAAAAUUUGAUUUACUUGCAUUCUAUAAGAGAAAGAAAUACAAGUUUUGUGAAUGUAGUCAGAUUAAAUCUUCAAAUGUAUAUAUAUAUAUAUAUAUAUUCGAUAUAUUAUACUCGUAGAUACGUUCUAAGAUGUUUAUACAAUUUCUCUAAUGAGACUAACUCUAAUUAAAAUUUUUGCUUAUUUCUCAGUAAUUUAACUGCACGGUAUGUCACGAUAGAUUUUACGUGAAAUUAUAUGUAAUUAGUCGAUUAUAUUUAUAAAUAAAUGGUUUUUUUUUCCUAGUUCGUCCAAAGAUCCGAGUACCGAAUCAGUUAGUAGGUGCUGCUGCAGGUACAGAUGUGCUGCUAGAGUGUAAAUUAGAAGCAUCGCCUCGCCCGCUGACAUCUUGGAUUCGAAAUGACGGUAUGAUUGUCUUGAAUAACAAAAAGUAUCAGUUGACUGAAGAAGACGAUUCCUAUCGUAUUUUAAUGAAACUAAGGAUAAACAACCUACACGAAAGAGACUUCGGCUCAUACAAAUGCGUUGCGAAAAAUACAUUAGGAGAAAAAGAAGGUUUUAUCAGAUUAUACGAAAUACCACCACCUACAAGUUUGCCACAGCCCACAGCUGCACUUGAAGUGUAUCUGCCGAGGAUGAGAGAAUUACAAAAUAACAGAAAUGAAUCCUAUUCACCGAGGAAGAGUUAUGGUCAACCUGCGAGCAAUUCUUUAAUGGACGAAUCACAUAAUUUAAGCACAGAUAAGAACACUAAAGCUAAAGGUGAAGAUAGAUCGAAUAAUCGUCAGCAGCAUUCGUAUAUAAACCCAACGCCAAAAGCAGAAUCAGCUUUAAGUGGAUGUCUGUCAAGUAAAGUUAACCUAUUUUCAUCUCUAUCACUUGUGACACUAUCUGUGUUGUGGAAAAAUCUUCAAUAAUUAUGACGAAUCUGACAUCACCAACGUCGUCAUUGUAUACAUAACAAUGUUGAACUAGUCAAUGGCGAGUGGUGCUUAACAGUGCAGGUAAAGUGCCAAUAGAAGUAAAGCAGUCCGUCUUUUGCCAGCAGCGUUUGAACAUUUUUAAUAAUAAUAAAUAAUAAUAAAAGAAAAAAACACCUGCAAGAAAAAGUGCAGUGCCAACUUUAUAAAAGCUCAAAACUGAACUCCUGUCCGAGAACUGAGAGAAUGCUGCCAAAAUAAAAAAAAAAUUUAAAAAAUAAAAAAAUAGUAUAAAAAGUGAAGGAAUGUUCUAUCACAGAUAGGACCAAAGUCGACUCUUCCAUCCAUUCGUAAUUUAUUUGUAGAGAAAGGAGUUAAAAGCACAAAUUCGAAGGAGGACAAUAAUAAAAAAAAACACUCUAACCUGCAUCUUUUAAAAAUUCUAAUUUUAACAAUUUAAGGAAAAAAAACAAAUUAUAUUGCACAUGAUAGUAAAUAUUUAAAAUAAAAAAACGGCUUGUAAAAUAUAUCUUAUGUAUUCUUUCAUUAAUUACUACUGUUAUCAUCAUUACUAUUAUUAUUUUUUUAAUUUGAUUUUUUCCACAUUGUAUCUGUUAAUUGUUAUCAAAACGCGCAUUUGUGAAGUUCUGCAUUUUAUGUCAAAUUAUUCUAUUCAAAGAUGGCAGCAUGCGUGAAGAAUUAUGGAAAAAUAUUUCGUCUAAGUUGGAAUUCAGGCAAUUGUGGCAAUAAAUUAUUUGAUCUCUCGUA